Molecule: messenger RNA, 4734 nt
Organism: Rhopilema esculentum
Lineage: Eukaryota; Metazoa; Cnidaria; Scyphozoa; Rhizostomeae; Rhizostomatidae
Source: RefSeq, a predicted model, not a curated record
UAAUAGCCAGCGGGUAAAGAAAAGCAAUAAUACUUCAAAUAUUAAAUUUUCUUAUAGAAUAUCACGUGAACAACAUUCUAUUUCAAAAAUUUAAUAGCCGGGGGGUUGGAAUAAGAACAUUCUAGGUGGGAAAAAAUUAAAAACUUAAUUAGUGCGGGAACGUCUAUUUGGCACCAAAGAGUACAAUUUUAAAAGGUGUUAGUUGACAAUAGUGUAUUUUGACGGGUUAAAAGGAAACACUAACGUUCUGAAAACCCUGGUACGUUGGUUUUUCAAAAUAGCGGCUGGAAAAUCCAGUUCUUGUCUGAUUCUUAAAAACCACGCUCCGGUACAUCGCAAAGAAUUUUCUUUUGUUUCCGUUAUUAUGAUGAAGUUAUGAUUGAUACAAAAUCAUAUUUUUGACAUCCGCUGUCUCGAAUUUUAAAGGAAACUGAAGUUUGUUCUAGCAUAUUAACUAUAAUUCUAGAUUGCGUUGCUCAAAAUAACGAAUGUCUCUUAAAAGUAAAAAAAAUUGAUUUUAGAUUAGUUACAAAGAACUGUAUGAGAAACAAAAUGAUUAAUGCCAAAUCUCAUCGAAAACUCAAUUGUUUUAAAAACACAAUCGAAGGGUCGUUUUACAAUAUUAUCAAAUUUUAGAUAUGCUAACGCAGCAUAUUCUCAUGCUUUGAAAGCAGGCAUCACUACCCCCUUCAUGGCAUUUCUAAAAUCAUCUACUGCUGUUUCGUCAUAUAUGACAUCGUCCCUUUUUGGGUGUCUUCUAUCGCCUUAUCAACAAUCUUCUAGCAUGCAUUUCCUCUUUUGUUUGCAAAGCUAUUAUUGUUAUUGAUUUUUUGUUAAAAUUCAAGAAAUCAUUCGUGCUUAGUUGGGACAAGGGGCAAAUCAAUCCAAGAAAAUCCCGUACACCUUUUGUGAAAAUCCUAUUGUUUUAUCUGAAAAUCCCCAGGAAUCCUUUUGUUUUAGGUAAAAUCUCGUACGCUAUUUGCAAGAGUGAAUUGCCCCUCGAGUUGUGAAGCUCCUUGUCAUAUCCUUUCAGUUUCUCGAUAUCUUCUAUAAGAUCUUUGCAAAGAUUUUAUGUAUGAUUAUUAUUAUUCUUUAUUUCUUCAUUAUUCUAGCAUUGUGAUUGGUCUUUCUAAAUGACAACCAAAAAUGAAUUUGUUGCAACACAUUUUGGCGCGUUUCUUUUUGUGGUUCAUAAAGUUCGAUAUAAUGGGAAAUUUUUCUCCCAAAGAAGUAGAAAGAGGUCUGAGACUGCUCAUGUGGGUAGCCUAUAAAGGAAACAAAAUUUGAUGUAUGCAGGCAGUUAACACAGAAGUGCCUCCAAUUUAAGUUUUCACAAUUCAAUUAAUUACAAAGAAUUCCAAAAAAUAUAGGCCCAAAGCGACAUGAAUUGCAAUCAAGUUGAUAAGUAGACAUGACAUGGGGAGCAAAAAAUUGGCGACCUAUAUUCACUUUUGAAGUCUGUCAUUGCAAGUACGGAGGUAGAAAACGCUUUCGUGCAUCAUAGUGGCGCAAAUGGGGCAGUUUUUCAACGGUACCAUCCGCAUCAAAAGCAGUGGGCGAAAGCUCCUUAAUACGCCAAUCACGUUCCAUCCGCUGUUUUCAGGAAUUUGAAACCAUCAUUUUAAUCGUUUCUCGUUGGCAACAAAAGCCAACGUACCCCUUUUGUUUUAUGUAGGAAAUUUCAUAUACUGGCAGGAUGUUGAAAAAUUUUAGACUCGCCUGCAUGUAAAUAACAUGUACGUACGGAAUUUAACGUGUGGAAAGAAAUUUUAGUUACAUGAUGGAAGGUGCUAGUCAUCUUACUUUUGGAGAUCUAUUGCUGAAUUACGCCUGUGAUGGCGACUUUCGGAGUUGUUCGCCCACGCGAAGGUUUAGAAAUAGAAACAAGAAAUCUGGAAAUGAACGACUUGGGUUCCCAAGCUCUCCAAGAAACAGAAAAAGGUUCUCAAGCAAGAGCACCACUGACAGUGGAUCAGAAUUAGAUGACCUGCACAAUACAAACGCAUCGCCAAGGCAACAAUCACAACCUUUAGGGCAAGUUCGAGCGGGUCUACGUUCUCUGUCCUCGGAUAAACCUGUGCGGGUGAAGUUUGUCAACCACUCUGGCCGUGAAGUGCAACUUUAUUGGAUCAACUAUCAUGGCGAAUGCGAAAAAGCGUUUAAAGUUGCAGAUGGUAAGAGUGAAAUUAUCGACACCUACGAGUCACAUCCAUGGGUAGCAGCAAAUGCGAGAAAUAAAAAGGUUCACCAUGCUUUCACUGUGAACAGCAACCUGGUUUAUUAUCCAACUAUCAGUGUCGAUGGUGGAAGAUAUUCAGUGGCAGAAAUACGAAAAGCCCCAGAAAAACUGGCAGAUCUAUUAUCAAAGCCAAACGAUAUUGCAGUAACCGUGAAAUUUGUAAACAGAACUUCCCGUGCUGCAUUUCUUGAGUGUAUAAAUUACGAGGGGAAUCGGGAGCUGAGGCAAACGAUCGAGGCAGGCAAAGAAUGGACUGUAAGCACUUUUGAACAGACGUAUUGGGUUGCGACCGCAAAUCGAGAAACAGACGAAGGGCUACUUGUCAAUUAUGGAUGGUUUUAUUCGCCAAAGAAAUCUAAAAGCAAACGAGAAAGAGUUAUUAUAACAGAUUAUAUUUAGAAGAAGGAUUCUCAACUUUUCAAGUUUUGAAAAUGCAGAAGAGAUGAAUUUUAUGACGCGUCUGGAGCUGCAAAUUACCAGCAAAGGCGACUGGACAGUCUUCUGAUGGCUGGAGUCGUGUUUAUUUGCCAGUGCAUUGCAUUGCUUUUAUUUUGAAAGUGCUAAUGCUGACAUAUAUAUAAUUGUGUAUAGUAAUAUCACGUGUCAUUUGGUCAAAAAAUUAUUAACAAUUUGACAACCAAAAGCAGGAUGAAGUAGAAUACACUGCACAAUCUGAACAAAUAGGGUUUACGUAGUUGCACGUUGUUGGCAUUCCAAUUGCCCUUAACGCGACGAAAAUAAAGUAAAUAGCUACCAAUCAAACAUGCAUGCUCAAAUUUAAUCUUCUUCUGAUCGUAUAAACAAAUACCAUGAAUUCACAAAACUGACGCUUUAUAAGGGACCUACUUAACCUAAAACUAGGCGCAGCCUUUUGCUCCCGUGUGCGCGACUUUUCUGUAAGAAUUUAGACAUUCCUGACGAAUUCAGAACACAGACUUUAGACGUUCAUGUGUGCAACAAACGAUUUCGUACCUGCUUUAUGGGAACUGGUAGUAAAAUUUAAAUCCAUGUUGUGUGACUGUAUUUUUAAUUGUUACUGUUGCAUUUGGUAAGUGAGUAAUUUCACAGACCUGCCUUUCCUGAUAUUUGCUAGUUGUAGACCGAAUAAAAUUAGCUCUUGCACAAGGUGACAGAAUUAUACCCAUUGACCUCCCCGAACGUUCCUGGCCAUCUUGCCACGGAACAGAACUCUCCAAAACUUUACCCAACUGAACCUUUUUUACAUUGUUAGCUGGCAUAAACGUUAUCUCCAAAUUGAUGCUAUGUUUUCGUUUAAGUUUCUGGCCUCCUAUGUUUCUUCCAAGUUACAAUUCAGAUAAAUCAUAGAACAUAUCUAAUUUAUUGUUACAAUUAUGGAAAGGCCGCAAAGAAACUAAAACUUUGUAAGAUUGAUAAGGUGGUGUCAUUUCCAUUAUCUAUAGUAAGAUUCAGAGGCUAGCCUGUCGAAGCAGCAGUUACAAGAAAUAAUGGUUUGUGUAAGUGCUUUUUUGUAAAAAAAAUUAAAUAACUUUUUCUGUAUCCAUAUCUCUGUUCAUAGCAGCUGAAGUUGCUCACUCGCGUAAAUGAUCAAAAUGCUGUUUGUGCAGUCAAUUGUAAAUUUUAAUUUAAAUCUUUUGAUAUAAGACAUUUGUAAUUAAAAUUUAAAUGAAGAAUUAUGUAAUUCAAUAAGUAUAAUUAACAAUCUGCUAUCUUUUGUGGCUCUGUCUACCAAAAUUACUGAUGAAAGGAACAUACUUUAUUUUUGAUGUCGCUCUUUGCUUACCCCCAAUACAGUUGUGUUUUCUUUAUAGGACUGAUCUGAUUUAUUUGAAUUAUGUAUAAAAUAGAGUCCAGUACACGCGGUGGAUUGUUUAAACUAACUGUAUCUUGUUGAUUUGCGAGUCAUAAACCCUUUCACUUUAUAAAAGUCGAGAAAAAACCUUACGCAAAUCAUGAAUAACUACGGAAAAUGAAUCUUUUUCAGAAUUGUUCAAUUUUAUUUUAAUUGAAAUCGAGAGUUCAUAGUAGCGACCUUCGGAAGAAUUUGUUCAUUUCCAUCGACCAGAUUAGAAAGUUGAGAAAAUGCCAGAUCAAAUUGUAAAUAUAAAAAUGUAUUUAUACAUAUGCUCUGACGAUGUGUGUUCUAUGUUUAUAAGUCACUGCUUAAAAUUAUAGAAGUAAAUGCAGAACGUCCCUGGAAGUAAGCCUUUUGUAAUCUUGCAGAUUCGUGCGUUUCGAAAAUUAGACUUUCUACGACUUCGUUUACUUUUGAGCUAUUUUUAGACAGAAAGAAAUGUUUCUGGGUCUAACAUUAUAGGUAUUGAAAAAACCGGUUGAAAGAAGAAAAACACAACCAACCCCACUUAUUAGGGUGAAUUCUGAAAGUUUUUUAAACUUUUUUGAAAUGCGACUGUUUCGAAUGAGUAAUGGAAUUAAUGUCUAUAUGUGAAAGAAAGGUAAAAAUGAUUAAGACUGCAAUGCUAACUACUGCUAUAAUUUUAUUUAGCACCUAGUAA